Molecule: messenger RNA, 3848 nt
Organism: Cylicocyclus nassatus
Lineage: Eukaryota; Metazoa; Nematoda; Chromadorea; Rhabditida; Strongylidae
Source: the annotation of a GenBank genome assembly
AGCUGAUCGCUAGGGGAUUCCAGUGCUGUGCUUUUCGUUUCGGUGUAAUUUGCUCUUACCUUAAUUUGGGUGUUGUCGCCUACAUCAACAUACAGUUCCUGUACGAACUAGAACCUUCAGAGGGCUCCACAUGUAUAUCAAACGGCUCGAAAUCGACGGGUUCAAGUCGUAUUCAAAACUUCAAGUAAUUGAUGGUUUCGACACGCAGUUCAAUGCCAUUACUGGUUUGAAUGGGACCGGAAAGUCAAACAUCUUGGAUUCCAUUUGCUUUGUAUUGGGAAUAACGAAUUUGACGCACAUCCGAGCAGGACAGCUCCAUGAUCUCGUGUACAAGCAAGGACAAGCUGGCAUUAACAAAGCAACGGUCACAAUCACAUUCGAUAACCGUGACAAGAAACACGGUCCGAUUGGGUAUCACCACUGCGACGAGAUCACCAUAAAACGACAGAUCAUAGUUAACGGACGUAACACUUACACCAUUAAUGGUAGCACAGCUACAAAUUCUAAGGUCUCUGACUUCUUUCGAAGUGUUGGCCUUAACGUUAACAAUCCUCACUUCCUCAUUAUGCAAGGCCGCAUCACAAAAGUGCUGAACAUGAAGCCUCAUGAGAUUCUCGGCAUGAUAGAGGAAGCUGCUGGAACCAAACUUUACGAAGCUAAAAGGAUCCUAACAAUCAACACUAUUAACAAGAAGCAGACAAAAGUUGACGAGAUUGAGAAGCUAAUCGCUGAGGAUAUACUUCCACAGCUCCAGCAGUUGCAAAGAGAUAAACAGAACUUCUUGGAGUAUAAUAACUGCGAUCGGGAAAUUGAACGUCAAGAACGAAAACUAACCGCAUACACUUACUAUGCUUCCUUGCUAAACGCUGAAGAGUUUGAAAAGCAAGCCGAAGCGAAAAAAGACGAAAUUGGAAGCCUUAGCAAUGAAAUUCGAGAGGUUGAGGAGAUUCGAGAUCAACAGCGGGCUGAUCUUACAAGUGCCGAAGACGCCAAGAGACUGCGACAUUUGGAAGCCUUUUCGAAACUUGAGGAAGGCGUAGCUGAAGAACUUGUCAAGCUUGAAGCAUGCGACGAAGAGAAGAGGGAAUGCAAAGAGUCCUUUGGUGAAACACUCACCGAAUACGAAGAGAAAAGAAAGUCAUUAGAUGCUGAAAUCAAAGAGAUGAAGAAGAAAGAAGCUGCUCUUAUUAAGUGGGAGAAUGAGAUAGGUUCAAAAGAAAAAGCGUUCAAGGAUGCGGAAGAGUUGGCUGCGAAAGCCAGAGAAAAGCUCAAUGCAGUAGCUCAAGGUAUGACCACGGACGAUAGCGGUAAUGCUAUAAGUGUGGAAGAACAGAUAACAGGUUAUCGCUCUAAACUCAAGGAAAUUGCUGCUGAAGUCUCUACCGCGGAGGAAAAGAAGAAACGAAUUCUGCCGGAGUUGAAAAAGAAGAAAGCAGAGUAUGAACAAAUGGCGAAAAAGAAUAGCGUCGAAUCAACAGAAUUGAAAGCAAGAGAAGUGGAAGUGAAGAACUAUCGGCAAGAGCUGGCGUCGAUUAGCUACAAUGAGGAACUGGAUACGAAAAAUCGAGAUACUCUAGCCACAUAUCAGCAGGAGGUUCAACAGAUGCAAAUAAAGCUGAAUAUAUUGCAUCAAAAAAAUCCUCGCAUACAUUUCACCUACAAGGAUCCAUUUGUUGGUUUCAAUCGUGAUGAUGUACGAGGAUGCAUUGCGACUCUAUUUCGUAUAAAAGAUCCGAAGUAUGCGCUGGCUUUGGAAAUCGCUGCUGGAUCAUUUCUCUAUCAUGUGGUCGUGAAGGACAAGCAUACCGCACGUCUUAUCGUCGAAACGGGACUACCUCAUCGACGUACAUUCGUGCCAUGGACAGAAGUUGUACCUCGUCACUAUCAUGAUAUCGCACAACGUUUCCGUCGUGCACAAGAGCUGGCAAAGAAGUUCAAAGGAGAGAAUAUGAUGUUGGCAUUGGAUCUGAUCGAAUACGACCCAUUGUAUCAGAAAGUUUUCGAGCUCGUCUUUGGUGGAAUUUUGAUUUGUGAUACGAUCCACUGUGCAAAAGAAGUGGUAUAUGAUAGCCAGGUGAAGCUUAGGGCUGUCACGGCAAGAGGAGAUGAUUUGAAGCCAACUGGAACAAUGAGUGGAGGAGCUCCUGACCGACGAGGACCAAUUCUUUUGGAUUUAAUCGAUUAUCCGACUUUUAAAACGGAAAUCGCAUGGAAACAGGCUGAAAUGGAAAAACUAGGAAAAGAAGUAGCGAAAUAUGAUAAAGUUCGGGGACGCUACUCAGAACUCAAGGACAAACUCGAGCGUGCUUCGGCUCGUUUGGAAGCUUUGAAAGAAUCUUUCAAAGAUGGACCUUUGCAGCAGCUAAGCGAAGAGAUUAAAGUGCUUGAGAAGGAUCUUCCGGAAUGUGACGCACUUUUGAAAGAAAUGACCAAACAAGCGAAAGAAUUGAAUGAUCGCAUAAAUGCUUAUGAAGAACGCAAAAGGAAUGAACAAGCAUUCAUCGAAAAGGCCAAAAAGACAGCGCAAAAAGAGUCGGAUGCAGCUGAGAAGCGUCUUGAGUUGGCAAAGCGAGAUUUCGAGAAACUCAGCGAUUCACUAACGAGCACUCGUGGAACGCUUACGACGAUGAAAGAGCAAAUUGCCAAGGAAGAAGAGGCAUUGAAGAAUUCGCAAAAACGAGUUGAAGAGUUCAACGAAAUGAUUGCGGCAAUUGAAGAGCGACGAAAGAUUGCUGAGGAAGGACACAAAGCAGCUGUCGCAGCUCUCAAGAAAUUCGAAAAGGAGUUGAAGGAAUAUGAUAAAGACAUUAAGAUGCAUCAAAACAAAGUUGACGCUACAGAUAAGAAACUUGUGGCACUGAAGUCAAAGAGGGAAGCUAUGGAAAUGGAUAUCCAAAAGUACAAAGACGAAGCUGUCGCCUAUAAGAAGUUGGCCCAUCAAAAGGUGAAAUCCCAUCCAUGGAUAAACGAUGAAAAAUCUCAUUUUGGCAAGAAAAAUACCGAGUAUGAUUUCACAGAAUAUACUCAAGAAAAGGCAAGUAAAGAUAUCGCAGACAUGAAAGCUCGUAAAAAUGAACUUGGAAAGAAUUUGAACACAAGAGCGAUGAAUGUGCUUUCACAAGUGGAAGAGCAGGUUAUGGGCCUACAACAAAAGAAAAAUCAAAUAGCUGUCGAUCGUCAGAAGCUGCUAGACACUAUAGCUCUACUUGAUAAGAAGAAAACUCGGGAGAUACACAAAGCGCACGAACAAGUGAACAGGGAUUUCGGGAAUAUCUUCUCUACUCUGCUACCCGGCGCCACUGCUAAAGUCGAACCUCCUCCUGGGAAGACUGUGGAGGACGGAUUAGAAGUAAAAGUAGCAUUCAAUGGGAAAUGGAAGGAUUCGUUGCAAGAGUUAUCUGGAGGUCAACGAUCGCUUGUAGCUUUAUCGUUGGUGUUGGCCAUGCUGAAGUUUCGCCCUGCUCCAAUCUAUAUCCUGGAUGAAGUUGACGCAGCUUUAGAUCUGUCCCAUACGCAAAAUAUCGGACACAUGAUCAAGAAGCAUUUUACUACCAGCCAGUUCAUCAUCGUCUCUCUUAAAGAAGGCAUGUUCAACCAUGCAAAUGUGCUUUAUCGAACCAAAUUCUGCGAUGGAACAUCUCAAGUCACCCGUACUGUGAAUAAAUCCUCAAACUGAUUGGAUAUCAAUCUGUUGAAAAAGUUAGAGUACAACUAAUAAUCCACACUCAUCUUUUUCUUACGUUUUCAAUAAUCUAUAAUCUUCUCGAGUUUUUUCUUUCUUUAGUAGAUGAUCUCAUUCAGUCUUCCGUUACGUGUAUGUGCUGUUUUUAUUGCAUUGCUGUAUUCAG